GUUAUUUAAAUAAAAGAGAUUCAAAGAUGAUGAAUCGAAUUUAUUUCUUAUAUGUCCUAAUCAGUUACUCAAUUUAUUUAAGCGAUCAAUAUCGUUUGAAAAAUCCUGAAAAUGAAUAUCAGUAUAGUAAAAACAGAGAUAGUUUGAUUGCUGAGGAAGAAAAGCUAAGCUCAGUUGAUGAAAUUAACCUUAAUGAUGAUGAAAAGAUUGUUGACAACUAUUUGCACUUUCUUAAAGUUAACGAAUUCCUGAAAACUUCUGAUUCGAGUGUAGGUUUUCCACCAUCUAGGCCUAUCGAAGAGAAGCUAGAAGAUAUAAAAAGAUCUGACGUUUAUAAAGAAUUGAUUAAUCUACCAAAGGGAGGAAAUAUGCAUACACAUGAAAGUUUUCAUAUUGUUGGUCAAAGAAUUAUGUUGGAAGAAAUGUUCAAUUCAGAAGAUUUUGAACACUUAUACGUAAUUGAAGAGAGCACCAUUUCCAGUGCAAGACUACACAAUGUUGAUUUCUUUAUUAAUCCUCCUCCAGAAAGUUCGGGGGAUAAAUGGGUUCAAGUUAAAGAUAAUCCGAAUUAUACUAUAGAUAAAUUGAUUUCGAAGCAUCUUCUUAUCAAUAUUUUGACAGACCAUGCUAAAAAGUAUCCCACUGAUAGCGCAAUGAGAUGGAGGCUCAUGAACACUUUGUGGGGUAAAAUUCAGGGUGCACUCAGACAUAGAGAUAUAAGAAGAAAAAUGCUCUGGAAUCUAUUCGAUUCUAGUUUAAAAGAAGGUGUCCAAUUUGUUGAAACGAGAGCUAAUCAUGGGGAAAGAAUCUACGUUCUAGAUAAAACUGGAGCAAGUGCGAGCACCUUUGGAAGGAAAUAUUUGGAUACGGAAGAUGAGUUCGUGGGCCAAACCUAUUUACAGUUAACAAGGGAAGUGGUAGCUGAGUUUAGCGCUCAAAAUCCAAACUUUAUCGGCUAUAAGAUAAUAAUGGCGUCUAGUCGAAGAGUAACAAACGAAGGUUUGGAAGAAAACCUUAACAUAGCUAGAGCAAUGUUUGAGAGAGCGAACGAUUUGGUUAGAGGAGUAGAUAUGGUUGCUCAUGAAGAUGCUGGAAGAUCUCAUAUGUUUUUCCUAGAAAAUCUAGUUAACACAUCUAGAAAUCCUACAUCCUACUUUCACGGUGGAGAAACUAAUUAUGCUGACGAUUUAAUUAUAUCAAGAUUCGAUAGUGACCCAGUAAAUGCUUUACAAAACACCUACGAGAUUGUUCUCCUAGGGGCUAAGAGAGUUGGGCACGGUGUUGGUUUCGCAAAACAUCCCUAUCUUUUAAAUGAGCUGAAAAAAAGAGACGUUGCUAUAGAAAUUUGUCCCGUGUCUAACCAAAUUCUUGGUUAUACUGCUGAUCUUAGAAAUCAUCCUGGUGUUGGAUAUAUUCGAAACGGUCUACCAGUCAUUUUAGGAUCAGAUGAUCCAGGCAACUUUGGAUAUGAUAGUUUUACAGUUGAUUGGUAUGAGGUUUUCAUGGGUUGGGGUUUAGAUCUACGAGACUUGAAGAAACUAGCGUCAAACUCGAUCAAAUACUCAGUUUUAACUGAGGAAGAGAAGCAGGUAGCUGUACAAAAAUGGGAAGCGUCUUGGAACAAUUAUACUGCUACUACUCGACUAAAGGCUUGUAAACUUCAAUUUAAAAUAGAUCCUACAUUCAACAGAGUUCUGCCGAGAGAGGGCGCAUUGAAUGGAGGUGGAAAGGUUCAUAUCUACGGUAGACACUUUGAGAAGGGAAUAUGCCAAACCAUAAAAUGUAAAUUUGGAAAUUACGAAGAAACUGAAGGAGAAUUACUAAACACUUAUUUAAUCAAUUGUCAAGUUCCAUCGAAAUCAAACAAUGACGUAGAGGAAGUUCCAAUCAGUAUUUCGUUAAAUGGAACAUCUUUCAUAGAUACAGAUUUAUCUUUUACAUUCAAAUACCAUAAUUAA
Molecule: messenger RNA, 1958 nt
Organism: Dimorphilus gyrociliatus
Lineage: Eukaryota; Metazoa; Annelida; Polychaeta; Dinophilidae
Source: the annotation of a GenBank genome assembly